AGGAGUUGCACAGCAGUCUCAUUUCUAAUUAUACACACAACAACAGAGAGCUGCACGGAGGGGAAAGGGAGAGAGUGUUUGGAAUAUGGAAAGAGAGGAGGGUGAUUACAAAUGGAAGAGAGGCUGAGAGUGCUACUCAGCAGCAAACGCAGGGUGAGCAAGUUCAGAUGUGAGGGAUGGAGAGAGAGAGGGAGAGAGAGAAAGAAAGAGAGGGAGGGACAUGAAAUCUGUCUGAGAAAGGUUAACAGGACUGACUGAGCGGAGUGGGAGUGUGAAAUGUAAAAGUGAGUAGGAGCCCAGGAGGACGACACAAGGCAAACAGGCAGGUGUGUGUGUGUGUGUGUGUGUGUGUCUGAGAACCGCCUGUGUUCAUUUCGUGGACAUGGUUGGAUGUGCAGUGUGAAGAUGGACGUGCAGAGAAAACGGAUGGAUGGAUGGAGGAGCAUGUAGAUCGUGACGACCUUGGGCCGAACUUUCUGCCACGCUUGCCCAGAGACUGAUGGUGUCACAUGACCACCCCACCUCCUCAACGUCUGCCGGAGGUCAUGCAGCACUAGUGUGAGUGACGGGCAGCGUGAGCCAAUGAGCUUCACACCAAACCCAGACAGGGACAGCCUCCCGCUGAAGAAGAGGGACCAAAGACUGAGCUCACUGUCACAUCCGCAGCAGGAGUGUGAUGCAGCAACAUUCAAGGCACCUUACCCUUACAAGAGCCGCAAUGAGUAUAAGACAAAACACACCAGCCCCUUGCAGCCGUUGCCGAGACGGGUCCCUGCUCUCUACCAGCCCUGGAUGCAGAUUCACACAUCGUCCACCAGCAGGUCCAGGCCUCAGGUGCUGUCUGCCUUCAAGGAUCACCAUGGCUGGGCAGAGUCGAGAGAGUUCAACCCCCUGCACCAUGCAUGGGACUAUCCCUACCACUACCAAUUACCUGGCACACCUGCAGUCCAUCCACACCACCCCUCUAGAUUCAGCCCCAUCUCUCUGGUGUCAGAGGGUUUGCGACACCGCGAAGGGUACAACUGGGAGCAGCUCAAGAUGUUAAGGGACAAGAGUUUCAAUGCAGAGAGGCAAAGCAAUAGCAGGAGUAAAGGACCAUAUGUGAGGAGAAGGGACAGGAAAGUGGAGUAUUUUCCCAGGUUUGAAAGAGCAAGUCCUCCGUCGUUGAGCACUUGCCUACCUCACUCUGCUCAAGAGGACCAACAUGAUUUGUUGCACACACCAACAAACAUUGUCCCUCAACUUGUGUCUGAACAUUCCCUCAGAAGAGUUUCCUGCAACGAUAACUCAAACAGCACCUAUACCUCCAUGAAAGAGGACACAUCCACCCUGCCCUCUUCCGAGCACGUGUCUCCUUCUCCUGACCGUUUCCCCUGGCUGCUCCCUCACUUUGUGGCCGGCUCUCUGAUCGAGCUCAGAGACGGGCGGCUGAGACGGGUGGAGCACCUGCAGACGGAGGACUUCCUGCUGGGAUCGCUGGCUUGCCCGGACCUGCGCCUGAGCUGCUGCACGGUGCAGAGCAUCUCUCCUUCAUCCUACAACUCCUCCUCCUCCCUGUCACGCCUCCUCAUCCUGCUUCACGACCAACAGACGCAGGAGUUGGUGGACGUCUAUGUGGAGUACCCGUUCUUUGUGCGUGGGCAGGGCUGGUCCUCCUGCAGCCCUCAGAGAACUGCCUGUCUCUGUGGCCUCCAGUGCCGCCAGUUGAGCGUGGGGGACGUCUGCCUGGCCCUCACACCCGUCUCAGCUCCGUCUCAGCCAUCACUGUCAGCCACACUGGAGCCAAAAACCUCACGCAUGAAGGUCACAGUUACCAUCAGGGGAGAAGGAGGAGGUAAAGACAGUGCGGAGGAGACGUUAUUCAGCCCCCGAGCUGAGAGGUCCAGGGACUAA
Molecule: messenger RNA, 1893 nt
Organism: Pleuronectes platessa (European plaice)
Lineage: Eukaryota; Metazoa; Chordata; Actinopteri; Pleuronectiformes; Pleuronectidae
Exons: 5
Coding region: 583-1893 (436 amino acids)
Biological process (GO): negative regulation of transcription by RNA polymerase II; nervous system development
Cellular component (GO): nucleus
Molecular function (GO): protein binding; RNA binding
Source: RefSeq, a predicted model, not a curated record